GUCUUGCGUCGUUUUCCCACCCAACAGCACGCUCUUAACCCCCCCUCCCUUCACAUCAACCUCCACAGCCCGACUCUCCUUGUAAAGCCGGCCCAGAUCAAUUGUCCAAGAUGGUCCAAUACUACAGCGUCUUCGGCGCCAGAGUCGGCUCCCACUACCUGGCCAUGGGUGUUCUGGGCGCUCUGUUCGGUGGCACCACCCUCGCCCUGCGCGGUGGCGGCAAGAAGACCACACAGACUCCCCCGAUCAACGCAGCAAGCUCCGACGAGGCCGACUUCAUCAAGAAAUUCAUGGAACAGGCAGAGGCGGAUGAAAAGGCAAAGACAAACCACUAGACGAUGGUGGGAUGCGAUUUGAGGGACACGAGAGCCGGAUCGUCGAGGCCAACUGUACAUUGAUAGACAGGACGGACGUGAGGGCAAUUGAUGGGUUCCCACGUUGGAACAAGCAAUCUUGAUCAAGUCUGCGACAGGUUCAGAUUUACGUUUCGUGACCCUCAAACGGAUCAGUCCAAAGGAAUUUAUUCAAAAUGUUUCUUGUCUCUCAAC
Molecule: messenger RNA, 548 nt
Organism: Cryphonectria parasitica EP155
Lineage: Eukaryota; Fungi; Ascomycota; Sordariomycetes; Diaporthales; Cryphonectriaceae
Exons: 3
Coding region: 111-335 (74 amino acids)
Biological process (GO): proton motive force-driven ATP synthesis
Source: RefSeq, a predicted model, not a curated record